AUGGCAGCAGUGAGCUUCACGCUCUGUGAGGAGCAGUUCCUCUGCUCCAUCUGUCUGGAGGUCUUCACUGAUCCAGUCACAACAUCAUGUGGACACAGCUUCUGUUGCAUCUGCAUAAACCGACACUGGGACUGCAGUGUCCGCUGCAGCUGUCCAGUCUGUAAACAUGACUUCAGACCAAAACCACAGCUGAAGGUCAAUACUAUUUUAGCAGAGAUGGUCUCUCAGUUCAGAUAUAAGUCCCAAGAUGAAGACACAGGGAUAGAGGCUCAAUCCACUGCUCCAGGAGAGGUGCUCUGUGACCUGUGUCCAAAGCCCAGGCUCAGAGCCCUGAAGUCCUGCCUGGUGUGUCUGCUGUCGUACUGUGAGAGCCACCUGCAGCCUCACCUCACUAACCCCCGUCUGAAGAGGCACCAUCUGAUCCACCCUCUGCCCAACCUGGAGGAGCACAUCUGCCCUGAGCACCAGUGGCCCCUGGAGCUCUUCUGUAGGGACCACUCACUGUUGGUUUGUCUGAAGUGCACAGCUGAAGAGCAUAGAGACCAUCAGACAGUCUCUCUGAAGGAGCAGGGAGAGGAUCAGCUGGCCACGCUGAAGCUACAGAUCAAAGAAAGACGUGUGAAGGUCCAGGAGAUCCAGCGCUCAGUGGAGCAGAGUCAGAGAAAGGCAGACGCAGAAAUACAAGAAGGCCUCAGAGUCUUCACCGCUUUGCUGGAGCGUGUUCAGCAAAGUGCAGACAGCUUCAAACAGAGCAUUAGAGAAAAGCAUCAGAAGGUGGAGGAGGAGGCGUCUCAGCUGAUAGAGCAGAUCCAGACAGAGAUCUCUGAGCUGGAGCAGAGAGGAGCUGAGAUGGAGCAGCUGUGGACCUCUGGAGACCACCUGUCCUUUGUCCAAACCUUCACCACAGUCAAACCUGCUCCACAGCUCAGCGACUGGAGCCAGAAGACUGUCAGGACCCCGUCGUACAAGGGGACAGGGGCCCAAGCUGUGUCUGAGCUGAGCGGCAAACUGAACAUGGAGAUGGAGGCGUUCUUUGAAGUGGAAUUUGAAAAAGCACAAGAAUUUGCAGUUGAGGUUUCUCUAGAUCCAAAAACGGCACAUCCAGACUUGGUUCUGUCUAAAGAUCUCAAACAGGUUUAUGACUGUGACCAAACACAGACUCUCCCAGACAACCCUGAGAGAUUUACUUAUUUGGGGUGUGUUUUAGGGAAACAAAAGUUCUCAUCGGGAAAGUUUUAUUUUGAGGUUCAGGUCAAAGAAAAGACAUCCUGGGAAGUAGGAGUGGUUAAAGAGUCAGUGGAUCGCAAAGCAGAAGAAGACUCUCUGACUGUACAGAAAGGAUACUGGACACUCAACUUAGAUGAUGAUUACAAAACUUCAGACGACCCUCCUGUAAUUAUCUCUGUGAAGGGCCGUCCAAAGAAGGUUGGUGUGUUUGUGGAUUAUGAUGAAGGGCUGGUCUCCUUCUAUGAUGUGGAUAAAGAGUCUUUCCUUUAUUCUUUCACUGACUGUUGCUUCACUGAGAACAUUUUGCCGUUUUUCGAUCCACACGGCGACUCUGCCCCUAUGGUCCUGAAGCCUGUGAGGCAGUUGGUUCAGCAUUACAAAAAGUAA
Knipowitschia caucasica is the source of this 1614-nucleotide messenger RNA. NCBI's taxonomy places the organism in Eukaryota, Metazoa, Chordata, Actinopteri, Gobiiformes, Gobiidae. The record is from the annotation of a GenBank genome assembly.